ACUUUAGGGCAAUUGGUCUCCUCUCCAUCUUUCGCUUGCUCUUUCUCGACCUUAGUCGAUUAGAGACCGAGCUGGGCUGCGUCUUGGUUCGGUAGUUGUCGUUUGUUCUUUCUUCGAUUCGAGAACAUUCUUUCUUCGAUUCGAGAACAUUCGAGCAAACGAAGGGGAUUGAUAUCGGAAGGACCGAUUGAAGGCGGGAUUUUUACGGUGUUCAAGCUGUCUAAAGUGUUGGGAAAGUAGUAUCGGAAUAGAAAAGUUUAUUUUUAGGUCAGAUUAGGGCACGCUGAGAUUUUCCCGAUGCUUUUCCGGGGAAAUUGUUUUCUUUACGGUGGGCUUUCAUUUUCGUUCUACCUGCUAAAUUAAGUACACAACAUGGCGAAAGUUGCUGCAGCUAGUCCUUUAUCUUCUAGUUCUCUUCAAAUUGGCGGAGGUACACUACAGGUUGGCCCAAUGGUUAAAAGGAAGAAAACGUCGGAGCUGAGAGGAGAACAGUUGAAGCAGACCAACAUUGUGGAGCUUGUGGCUGAAUCUUCGGGCUCUUUUCCUGCUUCAACAUGUGAGGUGGAGAAUGGGAUCAAGAAACCGGAAUUGUCAAGGAAUCCAAGAUACAUUGACACUCGUGUGGAUGAAGUAUACCCUGCCAAAAAGUCCCGGUUGAGGACACUUUUUGGAAAAGAAAAUGCUAAGGAAAAUGUAAGCAGUGAACAACCUAGCAGCCUGAAGAAUCUUUCUGUGCUCUCUAGUUUAGCUGCCAAAAGACGACAGCAACUUUCAAGCCUUGAGAAAUUGGCCACUUCUGCUGGAGUUGCAAAAGAUGGUGGGGUCAAAACUUCCCAAACAAUUGAGAAGUGUAGUUUCAGUGCAUUUCGCACGGUUACGGAGCUUUCUUCUGGUGGCGAUAGAUCAUCUGGCUUGGCCGUUGUUGAUAUGAAUAAAGCUUUAAAAGGCUUGGCUGCACUUGCACCUGCUGUCCCUUCUGGUUCUGAUGUUGAUGGUGAUCCUACAUCAACAUUUUCAGGCAAUUUCCGCCCCGAGUGCUGUGUACCUGGCCAAAAAUCUCCUCUUGAUCUUACAUUAAAAACUAAAAUGAGGGUGAUAUCAUCUUCUUCAGUGAAUUGGAUUCAUAGGUCACUCUUAUGUAGUACCUACAAUGGUAUGCCACAGUUCACAUCUCACUCUGGAUUUUCUGGGCGUCCAAAUACUAGUAGCAAUUCAGGGCAUGUGUCAAAAUCCCCAUUCACAAAUUCUAAGGCAUUGCAUUCAUGGAUAUACCCCCAAUCUAACCUACCACCUUCUCUCAUAUCAGUGCUGACCUCAUCUUCAGUAGGCGAAGCCGAAACUUAUUUUCUAAGACAAAGGCAACUUGCUUGGGAGGAAUCAUUUCGAAGUCUAUACUACAUGCUUCGGAAGAGCAUCUGCAAAAUGUUUUAUGUUUGUACUUCACACUUUGUGGUGAUGUUCACCGUUGAUGAUGGCUUGGGAAGAACCAAACGAUCAUGUAAUGCUUAUAUUUCACAGUCAACACGAGGUCUGAGGUCAUUAUUGAGACAGCAUGAUGUUUCUUUCUCUAUGCCACUUUGUUAUUCUAAAGUAGAGCAAGCCACUACCGAAGAUCUUGUUGAGCUCUCCGAGAUUGAGAAGCAUAAUUUAGGCCAGACUCGACGCCCCCGUUCCUUGGCUGAUGUAGAUAAUACGCCAGAAUCUUUGCUGGCUUUUGGUGGAAAUGAGAAAGUUCAUGGGUUAUAUGAUUUUUUACUAAAUUAUAGGUCCUUCUUGACAUUUUUGGCGGGUGCAGAUGUUCCUGUGCUCUAUUCUCCCAUGCCAUUCCAAAAUGCAUCUAUUUCUGCACCUGAGAUUAGAUGUAUGGAGAUCAAAAGAUCUGAACAUAUUGCUGCUAUUCCUAGAGGAAAUAAUGUGAAUGUCACUGAAUCAAAAGAAGGUUCAACUGGUUUCACCUCUAGCAUUGAAAUUAAAGAUGCAUAUCUUACACCCUGGAUUAUCUCUCGGAUAUGUGCAAUCAUGGGCUCAGAAGGAGGGAAAUUUGAGGCAAACUUUGUGACGGAACGUACUUCAACUGGCUUGAAUGUUGCUCUUGGAACAUUCAGCGAGAAAUCUGAUUCUCUGGCCGCAUCAGAUGAACAUUGCUUAGAAAGCAGCUGUGCUUUUGGCAUUGCAGAAGCCAGAGUUGUUCCUUGCUUGCAUUCUGGCAUAUUGAAGAGCUUGAAGUACUGUAAUGGUUCGUAUACAGCUUCUCUUUCCCCUGUGUGAAUUUUUGCUUACAUGUUCUGUCACAACAGUAAAGAUGUUUUAAACUGUCAACGAUAUGCGCGGAGUAAGUUCAUCAUUGCCUAUUUUUCACUUCAUCUAGACCUAGCUCAUGAAUUUGAUACAGAAAUUACUGAAGUUAUAUGCAUUUCUACACAGAAUCCACAGUUCACAUAUUGGCUUUGUUUU
Messenger RNA from Tripterygium wilfordii, 2454 nucleotides. Its product is annotated as protein downstream neighbor of Son. Bases 373 to 2268 code for a protein of 631 amino acids. Gene Ontology annotation, cellular component: nucleus. Gene Ontology annotation, biological process: nuclear DNA replication. NCBI's taxonomy places the organism in Eukaryota, Viridiplantae, Streptophyta, Magnoliopsida, Celastrales, Celastraceae. The record is from RefSeq and is a predicted model, not a curated record. The transcript has 15 exons.